CACUGCGUACCUUUUUUAGGUGAAGGAUAACUAUUGAUUCUUAGCUUCGAGGAAUCUCUUACUUUAUGAAUGCUGUAAAAAUGAAGGUCUGUUGCUGAGCGGUGGCGUGGUCUCUGGCGGUGGUUGUUUACAUGACAUGAACCCUGAGCGUCGUGAAAAGCAAGAUAACACGUUACCUCCUGAUCCCAGAAGUCCAGGUUCAUCUUCCACAGCGCUUUCCCUGGUUGAAUUUAGGCCGAUGAUGAAAGUUCCGCCAGCAUCUUCUCUUCAGGCCGGGCGAUCAAUCCCAGUGCAUUGCAUCGUUGAGCAGGUCACUCCCCAAGGUCAAUCAGUGGAUUUAUCCCAAGCAGCCGUGGACCUCGAUAAUUAUGCCAUUAUACCUAGUAAUGCUCUCUUUUCAGAAAUUGUCCGUACGGCACUCAACAAACUCGGUUACUCCUCGUCUGAAGCCUUGGCUGCCAAAGGUGCUAUUCAGUUGAAAAACUGGAAACCUCUCACAUUCGAUCAAAUUACUGAAUCACCCGAAGCCACUGUAGGAGAUAUACUUGGUGAACUCUCUACUGUAGCUACUCUGAGAAUACGGUUGUAUAGUCGACCCAAGCUGCACAGUGCUAAUGAUGUUAAGGAAAAAUUGUUACAAGUCCUCUUGGCUCAAUCCCAGAAUCUCUUGGUCAGUUCCGGUUGCCCCAUCGACCAGGUGAGUAGUGUACUCGCGGCUCUAACUAAAGGACGACUCGAAUGUGACAUACCUGAUGAAACUAGAAAAAAGUUCGACCAGUGGUACCUUCAGCAAGUUUUUCAGCAUUGCAGACAAGUUGCGUUAUUGCAGCAACAGCAUCAGCAGCAACAACAGCAGCAGCAACAACAACAACAUAUUCAUCAUCAUCAUCCCCAUCACCCAGCAAUUGUUCAGUCAGGGGAAUCAAUACCUGUUGCAGGUAGUCCUCCUCAUACUCCGCAGGAUUUAGUAGCACGGGUAGCAAUAGCUGGACCUCAAUCUCAAGGUCGAACUCGAAUUAGAACAUCAUUUGACCCUGAACUUGAGUUACCCAAAUUGCACCGUUGGUUUGCUGAAAACCAACACCCUUCUCGUCUACAAAUACAACAGUAUGUGAGAGAACUGAACUCUCUUGAAUCUCGUCGGGGUAGAAAACCUUUAGAUGUAAACAAUGUUGUGUAUUGGUUUAAGAAUGCUAGAGCUGCCCAUAAGCGAGCUGAACAAAAGUGCUGCUCGGAAAGCAAUGGAGUUCGCAGUCCUGGUGCUGAUACAGGCGUUGAAAGUAGGUCUUUAGUCUCUGAAUCAGUCAGCUGUCGACCGCCCAAUGAAAAUGAAGGAGAAAGAUUCAGUGGUGGAGAGAGUCCUUCUGAAUCACAAGCAAAUAGCUCUGAUGAUUCAGAUAAUGUGCAUACACUUGAUCUUUCCAUACGCCGUUGUCAUAACUACAGUCUUAUUAGUGAAACAGAGCAUAACGAACCUCAAAUUGAACUAAGAAUCAAAGAAGAGCCAAGGGACUCUAGCAGUGAGCAUUCCAUCGAAUCAAGUGACAGUGGUGAUGAAGAGGUUGACAUCAUGGAAGAUAUGAGUGUAACAACUGAUGAACCUGAGAAUAGAGAGGACUACAAUGACACGAUGCAGCAGAAUGGUGGUAUGCCUACACACGACAGUAUAGUGUCUUCAGAAGGAGAUUUAAGUCGGCAAGCUAGUACAUAUCCUGGUCGUGUGUUAGGUCGCUUGGAGGAGCGGAGAAAACGAAAUAGAACUUUUAUUGACCCUGUAUCUGAAGUUCCAAGGUUGGAACAGUGGUUCUCUGCUAAUACUCAUCCUUCUCAUAGCCAAAUAGUGCGCUUUACCCAAGAGCUCAACAGCAUGCAGUACAGGCAAAAAUUUCCAAAACUUGAACCUAAGAACAUUCAAUUUUGGUUUAAGAAUAGGCGGGCCAAAUGUAAACGACUUAACCUAGCUGCUAAUUUGCAGAAUAUUAGUUGUUCAGACAAAAUGAUAUUGCCAGCAAAUUAAAUGAGCUGGAAUCGUUCUUAUUUAUAUCUGGUGCUCUCAUAAUGUUAUAACCUUAAUCAUAUUCUAGCCAAACGUGACAAUGGCUGGAACAGUCACUUUGUGUAGUAAUUCAUAAUAUGUGGGUUAAUAUAAAUAUUUGCCAAAAGAAUGUAAGCAAAAAUUCCCUCAGAAUUAUGAGGAAAGGGGAUAAUGUGUGCAAUUCAUGAUGUAUUGUACAUAUAAUAUUUCCUGUUGAUUUUACUAGUGUGAUAGUUUUUUUUUUUUUUUUUCCCUGUAUCAUUUGCCAAUAUUCUAUUACAGGUUCUGCCACACAAAAUUGGAAAGAAAAAAAAAAAAAAAAAAAAAAAAAAAAA
Messenger RNA from Stegodyphus dumicola, 2370 nucleotides. Its product is annotated as homeobox protein dve-1-like. Gene Ontology annotation, molecular function: DNA-binding transcription factor activity, RNA polymerase II-specific; RNA polymerase II cis-regulatory region sequence-specific DNA binding. Lineage: Eukaryota; Metazoa; Arthropoda; Arachnida; Araneae; Eresidae. Gene Ontology annotation, biological process: chromatin remodeling; regulation of transcription by RNA polymerase II. The record is from RefSeq and is a predicted model, not a curated record.